GUGAAGCAAGUCUAAUUGAAACACAUAUUUUCUUGUGGCCAAGAAUGUGCUGGAGACUUUGCAUGACAGUCCAGUGAAGGAUUCCAAACUUGGUCAUUUUCCACCAGUGUAGCCAAAACUUUGUGAUCCGGGUAUCUUUGAACAACACUGAAUCAACGCAGCCUCUGCCAAGAAGCGCAUUAAAAAACACCCGUGGGACCUCUGCUUAUUUAUCAUAAGAGAAGCUGAACAUAAGUGCCCUUUUCUUCCACUUACAAUGGCUAAAGGAAGCGCCUUCAUGAGAAGACUAUGCAUCGUUCUUAAUAUUCUGCUCGUGUUCUUAGGGAUGGGCUUGCUUCUGGUUGGGAUAGUGAUAAGCACUUUUAAGACUAAGCCACUGAUAGGUGGAUAUUACUGGCAAGAUGGGACUUACAGUGUAUUCUUCAGCAUUGGAUUUGGAUUGGCCACCAUCCUGCUCUCCAUCAUAGGAAUCUAUGGAGCAUACCAAGAGCAUGUCUUGGUUCUCUUUUUGUACAGUAUUUUCAUGACUCUUGAAUUCAUUGCCCUCUUAACCCUGACGGUCAUAUCCAUGCUCACAGAGCCACAGAUGGAGAGGACAGCUGAGGAGAGUUUUAAAAACAUGACCACAUUUUAUAAUACAGACAAAGACUUCCGUGAUGAGCUCAACAAACUCCAGCAGGAGUCUGAGUGCUGUGGUCUGAUAUUUCACGGUGACUUUAAAGAUAAGAUACCUCCUUCAUGUGACUGUCCUCAAAACUACAUGGACAAAGAAGCCAGAUGUACAAAAAUUGAGAACAAAAAUGAUAACUCGACGUUGCGCUACAUCUAUGAGGCGACCUGUAACCUGAUCUUAAUGAAACGUGUGAAGAACACUUUGAGGAUCAUGUAUGGAACAGACUUUACCUUAGCAACUAUUAUGCUGGCUACUGUGAUUGUGGCCUUUCUCAUGUGGCAGAAAAUCAACGAGCUCUCAUCACGCUCAGGCAUCUCACACAAGAGAACGAAGUACGAACUCCAGCCACGCAAAAUGACCUGAUGCCUUCGUCAUCUUUAUAGUAUCUCGAGAAGGUUAGAACAUCAGGAGAAAGCUGUACAACCAAAACAAGAAGACAGGUUGCCAGUAACGUAUCACUUAUCUGCAGGUUAAUUCAAGCUUAAUAGCUAGUCACUGAUUCUCACUCAUUCUGUAUCUAUUGGUUUUAUGGCAAUACAGAUUUAAUGUGGAUUUAUUUGAUCAAAUAUGUCUUUUAUAUCUUUACAUGCUGGAAACCCUCCUAAUAACACGUGUAGGUGUGAAUCAGAGAGGAAGGAAUUGGGGAUCAUCUCUGGAAUACAAGAAUAUAACUCUUUCAUUUUUGAAGGUUAAUUAGAAGCAAAGUUUUUGUUUGUGUUUGUCAUAAGUUGUGUUAGUAAAUAAUAAUAAUAAUAAUAAUAAUAAUAAUAAUAAUAAUAAUAAUAAUAAUAUUUAAGGCAGCUAGAUUUUAUUUCUAUAAUUAGUUACACACGUACCUUCUAUCCCAAAAACUACUAAAAAAAUUGUAAAAAUAUAAUUUGGAAAUUUGUAAGAAAUGGAUAAAAGUAAUUUAACCAAUGAUAUUAACAACUAAUAAUUUACAAAAAAAAAAAUUAAUUAUUCCUAAAUAUGUAUAUAUUGAAAUAUUUCUAAUGUGUUAGUGACACUGGUCCUAAUUAUUUGAUUUCUUAGAGAAGGUGGAUUUUUUCCCCUCUGGUUAUAAUGUUUUCACUCUGCUUAUUAAUAUAGUAUAAUUUAUAUAACAACAGCCAUUAAGUUUGUUCUUCAUUAAUUUUUUUCUGCCAAAAAUGUAGUUAAUUCAUUAUAUCAUGAAUCUAUGAAACAUAUUCCUGGUAAAUGUAACUCAGUCCAUGUUUUCACUGGUUUUGCUAAAUAUUCUACUGAUAUUCUUUACAUUUUUGCUUUCAGCUUUUCUAUUUCCAGUCAUUAUUAUUCACUAAACGUUAUCAUGAAGAAGAUGCAUAUAAUACAUUAUCUAUCUAUCUAUCUAUCUAUCUAUCUAUCUAUCUAUCUAUCUAUCUAUCUAUCUAUCUAUCUAUCUAUCUAUCCAUCCAUCCAUCCAUCCAUCCAUCCAUCCAUCCAUCCAUCCAUCCAUCCAUGCAUCUAUUUAUUUAUUUAUUCUCAUCUAUCACCAAAAGGCUGCCUUAUUUAAAUCCUUGACAGAUUUAUUCAUGUAAAAUGUUCAACAGUUUCAUUUUCCCAAGUGUGCCUUCAGUUUUAUCCAAUUUACCAUCGCAAUAUCAACGUGAUUGUAAAUAAAUCAUGGAGUUUGUGUUCAUUAACUAGUAAGUACUAUACUACGAGCUGAUCUGAAUCACUUGUAUGCAUUAUGGAUACUUUUACCAAACAUGGAAACAGAUUUAGAUGGAAGGAAUGUCAUCAGGAAAUGAAAAUAUAGUGUGUUACUAUUGUGCUUAAAUUCUUCAUUUAAACAAGACAGAUAUUUGAAGUAGAAAUCAGCUUUACGAUCACUGUUAUAACGUUUAUGUCCCACACAGAGCGUUUAUGAAUACUAUUUGAUGUCCUGACACUGUUUAAGAGAAACGUUAGCUACUAUUCAGAGAAAUAAAUAAACAGCUGCUGCAGCUAUUCGGUUUUAAUAACUGACUUAUGAAGUUGCAUACUGUAUGUAUGAAUAUUGUUUUUAUAAAGGUUAUAAAGCAUUAUAAAAGUUAAAGAUGUUAAAGUGCUUUUUUUCUUGUACUGAAUUCUGUUCAACUGCAGUGUUUGUAUCUGUCUCAAUUCUUAAACCUUUAAUCAAUACUUAUAAUAAAUCCACGUGAGCUGUGGUUCAUUAAUCAACCUAGUGAUACUGAGAUCUUUUCUUAAUCAUAAUCUGUAGAUGUCAUGGAUUAAAGUAGCAAUAAGUAUUACUUUAUAUAAUAAAAAAUAAUCUUUAAAUAAAUAAAUAAAUAAUUAAAAAAAUAAAUAAUAGAAUAAGCUUUAGUCGCCUGUAUAAGACAAAGGAAAAUGCUUUCUUUAAUCACUGACCUAUCUGUGUCUCCAUUUUUAAGAAUUGAAAAUAUAGAAUGAAAUGUUUGAGUUUUUUUGGAUCCCUGCGCUCCAUAUCAUCUAGCCUAUAUCAUCUUUUACAAACUGCUGCUUACACUGUAUCAUAGGGUGGUAUAACAAAACUCAGUGGAACUUAGAGGAAACUGUAAUCUAUACUUUUUCAUGUACACAAGCUCACAGAUACCCACAGUGUAAGCUCCAUGAAGACAUGGUGUAGAGGUUAAGGUUGGAGUGGAAGAACUGGAGUGUCCGGCACAGAGCCCUGACUCUGACUCAACCCCACUGAACACCUUCAGGAUGAACUGGAACACCGACUGAACCCCAGACCUCCUCACUCUUACAGCAUCAGUGUCUGAUCUCACCAAUGCUCUUGUAGCUGAACGAUCACUAAUCAUAGUGAAACCUUCCACUCAAAUUUAUCAUGUAUUGUAGCAGCUUCAGUGAUCUUGUUAAAUAUUGAAUGAUUGCUUUAUGAAGAGAAAUCGUACUGAAUCUUAUUAUAACAAAUUCAGUGAUAUCAUCUAAUAUUGCAUUAUGAAUUUAAAUUGUAUUGUAGCAGAUACAAUGGCACUGUCUAAUAUCUAAUCGUUGCACUAAGCAUUAAAAUCAUAUGGUGUGAUAACUUAAGGUUUACACUUCUUGAAAACACUGGCCUCAUUGCCUUAUGAACUGAAUUUGUAUUGUAUCUUAUUGUAGCACAUUCAGUGAUAUCGUCUAAUAUUUAAUUGUUACCUUACCAAUUACUAUGUAAGACUACAGUGAACGGACUUGGACUGCCGAAAGGAUUUUUGGCGCUUCCCUGCCCACCCUUCAAGAAC
Messenger RNA from Hemibagrus wyckioides, 3864 nucleotides. Its product is annotated as 23 kDa integral membrane protein-like. Lineage: Eukaryota; Metazoa; Chordata; Actinopteri; Siluriformes; Bagridae. Gene Ontology annotation, cellular component: membrane. The coding region runs from base 257 to 1036 and encodes 259 amino acids. The record is from RefSeq and is a predicted model, not a curated record. The transcript is spliced from 9 exons.